Messenger RNA from Zychaea mexicana, 1077 nucleotides. RefSeq names its product 6-phosphofructo-2-kinase-domain-containing protein. The record is from RefSeq and is a predicted model, not a curated record. The transcript has 8 exons. Gene Ontology annotation, molecular function: fructose-2,6-bisphosphate 2-phosphatase activity; ATP binding; 6-phosphofructo-2-kinase activity. The coding region runs from base 1 to 1077 and encodes 358 amino acids. Gene Ontology annotation, biological process: fructose metabolic process; fructose 2,6-bisphosphate metabolic process. Gene Ontology annotation, cellular component: cytosol. NCBI's taxonomy places the organism in Eukaryota, Fungi, Mucoromycota, Mucoromycetes, Mucorales, Lichtheimiaceae.
AUGGCUGCAUUAUACAAAACAGCAAGUGGCCGUCUAUUCCAUGCAGGUGCCAUUGCCAUUGUUUUGGUUGGUCUUCCAGCACGAGGCAAAACACACGUAUCGCGAUCACUGUGUCGUUACUUGAGAUGGUUGGGUGUCUCCACCAAAGUUUUCAGUGUAGGAAACUAUCGUCGUGAACGACUCAAGUCUAUUCCUGAAGACUAUUUCGAUCCAGACAAUCUCGAUGCACAAGCAGAACGGUUAACUAUUGCCGAUGAAUGCUUGGCUGACAUGAUGGAAUGGCUUCGAGUGGGUGGUGGACAAGUGGGCAUCUAUGACGGAAAUAAUGUGACGGAAAAUCGACGAAGAGGUAUCUAUAAAAAGCUGUUGGAGAAUGAUAUUCAUCCGCUUUACAUCGAGUCCAUAUGCGACAAGCCCGAAAUUGUAUUGGCAAAUAUCAGGAGCGUCAAGGUGUCUUCGCCAGACUAUUAUGGCUGGGAUCCCGAUGCUGCCGUCAAAGAUUAUACUGAUCGCAUUAAGCAACAUGAGCUUGACUAUGAAACGAUCUCAGAUACAUCACUGCCUUUUGUCAAACUCAUGAACGUAGGCGAACGUCUCAUCGUCAACCAUGUGCAGGGUUAUCUUCAGUCACGCAUGGUGUAUUAUCUCAUGAAUCUACAUAACCGUCCUCGUACCAUUUUCUUUGCAAGGACCGGAAACUCUGUCAUUGAAAACUCUUAUAGAGAAGACCCUGAACUAUCUCAAGAAGGUUGGGAUUAUGCUCACGUUUUGAAAGAAUUUGUGAUCGAAUACCGCGCGAAAAAGGAUGGUAUUACUGGCAAGAGCGCAGAUGAAGACCGAUCCCUGAGUGUAUGGGCACCGACACAGAAAAACGGUCGGCAGACCGCAAGCAUUUUCACUACCGACCCCAACAUUGCCGUCCGACACUACUCGAUGGUUAAUCAGUUGAACCCGGGUGUAGUGGAUGGAAUGACGCCAGAGCAAAUCAAUGAAAAGUUCCCUGACGAAAUCGAACGUGCAAAGGUUGAUCCUUAUCAUCACCGGUAUCCACGCGCCGAGAAAAGAAGGAAGACAUAA